Molecule: messenger RNA, 855 nt
Organism: Striga asiatica
Lineage: Eukaryota; Viridiplantae; Streptophyta; Magnoliopsida; Lamiales; Orobanchaceae
Source: the annotation of a GenBank genome assembly
AUGGGUGAGGCUUGCAAGGUCAUGGAAGAAUUGUUCAGUUUGCCAGUGGAUGAGAUCUCAAAUGAUGCUAAUGAAAAUGGUUGGGUGUAUAUGGGCAGCACAAGUUUUGCCACAAAAUUAGGUGCCCAUUUGUGGAGAGACAACCUCAAACACACAUGCCACCCUUUGGAACAAUCCAUGCAAAAUUGGCCUCAAAAUCCUAAACGAUACAGAGAUGUUAUGGGGGUAUACAUAGUGGAAAUAAGAAGAUUGAGUUUGAGAAUCUUGGAGUUGAUUUCUCAAGGAUUAGGGCUCGAAAAAGGGUACCUUGAAGAAAUGAGUCGAGUCCAAUUUUUGACGGCGAGCAACUACCCAGCCUGCCCUGACCCGAGUUUGACCUUAGGGAUUCUCAAGCACUUUGACCAUAGCCUCAUAACAAUCUUGUUCCAAGGGAGUUGUGGUGGGCUUCAAGUGUUGAAGGGUGACAAGUGGAUUGGUGUUGAGGUUGUUCCUAAUGCCUUUGUUGUUAACAUUGGCACCCAAAUUGAGAUUAUAAGUAAUGGGAAGUUGAGAAGUGCACAACAUAGAGUAGUGACAAGUAAAGAAGGUUCAAGGACAAGCAUUGCAAGUUUCAUUAAUCCAAGCCCAGAUUGCAUAAUUGAACCAGCUAAAGUUUUGGUGAAUGAGUCAAAUCCUCCUCUUUAUCAGCCUACCACAUUUAAGGAUUUUGUCAAGGCUUUCAAGCCCUUUGGCCCUUUCACUAAUCUUGUUCAACAUGAUUCGAGGGCGAAUCCUCUCCACCCGGGAGAGAAUGAUGCCGACGAGAUUGCAUUAGCAUAUCUCGACAAAUAUGAUCCACUUCGGCCUUUAUUGUGA